Molecule: messenger RNA, 1213 nt
Organism: Magnolia sinica
Lineage: Eukaryota; Viridiplantae; Streptophyta; Magnoliopsida; Magnoliales; Magnoliaceae
Exons: 6
Coding region: 73-1134 (353 amino acids)
Cellular component (GO): endoplasmic reticulum
Molecular function (GO): calcium ion binding
Source: RefSeq, a predicted model, not a curated record
CAUUACUCUUAGCUCCAAAAUCGCCGGCCCCCCUCUCCGGCCAACUUCCUCCGUUCGUACUCUCACCGGAAAAUGACCCCGACGGUGGCCUACCCCCUCCUAGGCACUGUCUUCCUCCUCUUCUUCGCCCUCUCUAGGCAUACUCAGGUGGGCCACACCAUUCAAAGUAGCCGUCGAAUGUCUCGCGGCCGUGUGGUUUUUGACCCCUUGAUUGAAGAGAUUGAGAGAAGGGCUGAGGGAGGAGGAUUGGGUGACCGGGCCCUCAACGCCGAUCCCAAUGGCUCGGCCGGUCAGGAUUCCGACCCAUUUUCCGACGAGCACGAUGAGAUGGAGGAGUUCUUCAGUGAGGAGGGCCGGCUCAACAUAACUGAGAGGCUGGUUUAUCUGUUCCCCCUCUUGGAUAGUUGGCCAAGAGAUGGACGGAUCAGCUCUCAAGAGCUUGAGUAUUGGGUCGUGGGCCAGGCCCUAGACCGGAUGGCCCACCGGACUAAGAGGGAGAUGCAGGCCCACGAUAAGGAUGGGGACGGGGCCGUCACUCUUAGAGAGUAUCUCUCUCAUCUGUCCGAUAAAGAUAUCGAGAAUAACAACAUGUUGCCGGGCCAAGCCGGAUGGUGGAAGGAACGGUUCAAUCACGCAGAUUUCAAUGGCGACGGAAUGCUCAAUUUCACUGAAUUUAGGGACUUCCUACACCCUGAAGACAGUAACAGAGAGAGCAUCCGGCAGUGGUUGCAAAAAGACAAGAUUAGAGAAAUGGACAGAGAUGGAGAUGGAAGGCUGAAUUUCGCCGAAUUCCGCGAUCGGGCCUACAACAUCUACAAAAACGGCGUCGAACUCGAAUAUGAUCACCUCGACGAACCGUACUAUAUACCCAGCGCCGAAGAAAAAUUCGCCGAGCUUGAUGGGAACAAAGACAGAUAUCUAAGUGAUGACGAAAUGGGCGGCAUCAUGCAUCACAUCUUCCCUGGAGAACUCGCGCUUGCAUCUUAUUACACCAACUACCUAAUCCGUGAGGCAGAUGAUGAUAAAGAUGGCAACUUAUCACUCCAGGAGAUGCUGGAUCAUGAGCGCACUUUCUAUGGUUCGUUGCGAGAGGAAAGCACAAAUGACUAUGAGAACCGUGAUGAACUACGGUGAUGAUCGCAGGGCCCACCAACAUCUUGUUUGAAGAGCAUUCAAAAAGGGUGUGUGGGUCCUGGGUCUUUACUCAUGCCUC